CUGACCCUUUUUCUUUCAUUGACCAAUCUAGCUUCACUCGCUCUUGAGUCUUUCAUCUUGAAGAUUUUUCUUGCUUUGAACGCACUGCUUCUAGAGGCAUGACGUCGCGGUCCAUUCCCUGUUAAGCGUCUCCAAUUCGGCUCAGCAUCGGAGCGGCAAUGCCGCUCGACGGUAGCUGCAUCUCCACUGUGCACCAACAACAUGAGUUACUCGUAUCCCCAUUCGCACGGCCCCAGCUCUGGUAGCUACCGACCGGCACGUCAAGUUGACAUGAAACCGACGACGAUUUCCUCCCAUGUGCGAGAUUACCUGCCCUCACAAACACAGCAAUGGGCGCUGGAAACAAAAGAAGCAUUUCGAAGCUGGAGUGGGAUGUUGUCCUUGCUCGCGAGAGUCGCGCGGUGCAUUUUCAACGUCACAAAUGCGCUGGUGGUCCUAUGGGCUUGCACGCUGUGGUGGGGAGAGCGGACCGUUUUCCAGGACAGUGUCAAGGCGUGUGCAUGGGAGACUUGGGAGAAAUGGCCUCAAGAUGCCUCCCCACACCAUGUCGCAUUUAUCGCCGACCCGCAACUCGUUGACCCCCAUACUUACCCAGGCCGCCCGUGGCCUCUGUCCACCCUAACCGUCAAGUUCACCGAUCAGUAUAUGCGCCGUUCGUUCUCGUCCUUGCAGAAGGAGCUUGGCCCCGACUCGGUACUGUUUCUUGGGGAUCUGUUCGACGGUGGCAGGGAAUGGGCGACUGCAACCAGCUCCAGUCCAGAAAAGCGUUACAAGAAGUACAAGGACCGGUUUUGGAAGAAGGAAUUCCACCGAUUCACGAAGAUUUUCACGGACCCCUGGAAUGACGGCGAUGGACACUCGAGCGAGCCUUACGGGCGAAGAAUGAUUACGAGUCUACCCGGAAAUCAUGACUUGGGUUUCGGGGCGGGAGUUCAAAUCCCCAUUCGGGAACGAUUCCAGAGCUUUUUCGGACAAGGUAAUCGCGUGGAUGUGAUUGGAAAUCAUACCUUUGUCUCUGUAGACACUGUUUCGUUGAGUGCGAUGGAUCAGCCCGACCCGGAGACUGGCAGUUCGGGCGCUGGCACUGGGGAGGGAGACUUGCCAAAUCAGCGCAUCUGGGCGGAGACGGAGCAGUUUCUCAACAAGAUGAACGUACACCGGGGCCGUGCGGAGACGGAGUCGCUGCGCUUGAUGAGGAAUCAGAGUGAGGGGCAUCUUUAUGUGCACCGGGUCGUGGAUAUCUUGGAACCUUCAUUCUAUCACCGGCCACAACCGGAGAUUGUGGGUCUCCCUGCGAUUCUCUUGACGCACGUUCCAUUGUAUCGCAAACCGGCCACGCCAUGCGGCCCUCACAGAGAGCGUUACCCUCCGUCGGGCGACAACCUAGAAGAAGAUGAUCGCAACUCCAUUCCCAUGGGUCGGGGCUACCAGUAUCAGAACGUCCUGACCCCAGCCAUCUCGCGGGACAUUGUGUCGAAGGUCGGGUCCAAUCUGGUCCACGUUUACUCCGGGGAUGAUCACGAUUACUGCGAAAUCACCCACCACGAAUUCAGUGGGUCACCCCGCGAAAUCACGGUGAAGAGCCUGUCUUGGGCAAUGGGAAUCCGGCGGCCUGGGUUUGUCAUGACCAGUCUGUGGAACCCUAUCGACCAGACGACCGGACAGUCGCUGCAGUCAGCUGGGUCCGGUCGGACACUGCAGAACCACCUGUGCCUUCUCCCUGACCAGCUUUCGAUCUUCAUUUAUUACGGGCUUGUCUUUGGUUUCACGCUGGUUGUCCUCCUCCUUCGGGCGGUUGUUGUGGUGAAACGCCCCGCACAGGCUAGUGCCCCCGAGCCCAUCCUUCCUCUGUCGGAGAGUCACAGUCAUCCGCCGCAGCGCCCUGCCCGAUAUAAGAGCCCGUCUUCUAGUACGUCCAGCUCCACGCUCCCAUCCCCGCGCGGCUUGGCCAGUCGCGCCACCAACAAUCCUCCCCUGUACGCCACUUCCGCGAGUGCAGACAAGGAGGAGCUUGGUAGCGCCAAGUGGAAGCCGACACGGGAUGGCUCUGGGCGCCGAGCGGAUCGGAAGGCGACCGCAGCCGGGACGAUCAGGGGAGAAUUUGUCGCAUCGGUGAAGCAAGUAGCUGGGAUUGUGUUUGCGUGGUAUUUCUUUCUCAUCUGGCGCUGGUAGGGGCUAAAAGAUCUGGCUGGGUUGGUAUGCCGGAGUUUGUCGACAUGGCGAUUGUCUUGAUUCUACACAUUGCGGGGAGUGCUCGGGAUGAAAUCCACUGCGACCUUGCUGGACUGGGUUUGCGGUUUUGCCACUGGGUGAUAUCCUCUUAUAAUGAAGCAAGAAAAGCCAAACCUAUUCUGCAAUUGUCUCUACAUGGGUUCUCUGGAGUAUUUUACUCCUACAUAAACAGUAAACCAG
Messenger RNA from Aspergillus saccharolyticus JOP 1030-1, 2412 nucleotides. RefSeq names its product putative manganese ion homeostasis (Fr). The coding region runs from base 202 to 2172 and encodes 656 amino acids. Gene Ontology annotation, cellular component: endoplasmic reticulum. Gene Ontology annotation, biological process: GPI anchor biosynthetic process. Lineage: Eukaryota; Fungi; Ascomycota; Eurotiomycetes; Eurotiales; Aspergillaceae. Gene Ontology annotation, molecular function: hydrolase activity. The record is from RefSeq and is a predicted model, not a curated record. The transcript is spliced from 2 exons.